Messenger RNA from Ruditapes philippinarum (Manila clam), 1219 nucleotides. Its product is annotated as carbohydrate sulfotransferase 11-like. Lineage: Eukaryota; Metazoa; Mollusca; Bivalvia; Venerida; Veneridae. The record is from RefSeq and is a predicted model, not a curated record. Gene Ontology annotation, biological process: carbohydrate biosynthetic process. Gene Ontology annotation, cellular component: membrane. The transcript has 2 exons. Gene Ontology annotation, molecular function: sulfotransferase activity. The coding region runs from base 1 to 1215 and encodes 404 amino acids.
AUGUCGGAAGGAUAUUUUAGAAAUGAACAUCAAUUUAUAUACUAUCAAAACGACAAAGUUACACCAUAUAGCGCUGUUUCAUACGGUUAUAAAGCAGCAAAUAUUUCUGAGGACAGCAAAGAGCGAGAUGCAUUAUUCGAGAAACGGCAAAUGGACAUUUCAGAAAGCUGUGAAAAAUUCAAUUAUUCCAUCGCCUCCAAUGUUCUCUUAAUUGAUAAAAUACAUUCCAUUUAUUACUGUCCAAUCCCGAAGGUAGGAUCCACGUUUUGGAAAAGAAGUUUAGAAGUACUGACAAGUCAAGGAAAAAUCAAAUCUCCGUUUGAUUUGACUUUAAAUGAUAUCAAAUUGUUGUCAAAAUCGAAACAUCUUUCCACGAGGGAAUUAGAAGACCUGACCGAACAAGGAACUUCAUUUAUGUUUGUGCGAAACCCUUAUGCGCGUUUGUUUUCUGCAUAUGAGAACAAGAUUUAUUGUCCCAAUUUAAUGUUCUGGAAGUCCACGGGGAGCCGAAUCGUAAAAUUAGUAAGAUCCAGUCGUGAUCAUGUUCACUCAAAAUAUGGAUUUGACGUUACAUUCUAUGAAUUUAUUAAAUACAUUUUAUAUCAGAAUGAACGGGGUAAAACAAUCAACGGCCACUUUCGACCGAUGAUUAACAUUUGUAAUCCGUGUCAAACGCAUUUUGAUUACAUCGGUAAAUUAGAAACAUUUGCAGAUGACGCAAAAUUCAUUAUAACCAAAUGGAAGAGCAAGUUUGACGAUAUCAACAUAACAUUUGGUGAAAAGGAAAGAACUAUUGACACAGUGAAAGGUCAUUUACGAUUUCUGUAUCAAGCUAAAAGGAUAGUCAAUACAAUAAAAAUUCCAUUUACUAAAUUAAUGCUGCGAACGUGGAGAGAUUUGCAAAUUCGUGGCCUCCUGUCAAAAUCUAUAGCAUUUCCAUUUAAUGCAUCCGAUAGUGGCGAAAUCACAAAGACAGACUAUCUAAACGCCGUGCUGGAAGCCCUAGAAAUUCCGGUAAAUCAUACAGAGGUGAAAUUGCAACGACACGAAGCCCUUGUGCAAGCUUAUAGACAGGUUCCUAUGGCAGACAUGGAGAAAUUAAGAACUUACCUGCUAAAAGAUUGUUUGAUAUUUAAUUACGAAGAUCGACCAAAGGAUUUGUUUGAUCGUUCCGUGCCUUUAAACGAUACUUUCUUAUAUAUUGACGGACUGUGAAUAA